AUACAAUGCUCAUGGGUGCCUAAGCCCAUAAAAUCAGUCGCACCCAAGCGCCAGCAGAGGGCGGCAAAACUCCAUAAAACACAAUUAACAAGUGGGCAUUUCACUGUACUGUCAUUUAAAUCUGUCUGAGCGGGGCAUGUGCGUUAAUUGCGUCAAAUAUUUUAACGUGAUUAAUUUUAAAAAAUUGAUUACCGCCCGUUAACGCGAUAAUUUUGACAGCCCUAGUUUAUUUACAUUUCAAAAACCAGAAGCCAUUCAUUUACGAAUGUGAUUGCACUUUAGUUUACAUAUUUAAAUGUUCAGAUAUUAAGAUUUGAAUGAGGCAAAAUGACAUGCUUUUUCACUCAAAUAUAUUGUUAUAAUCAGUUGUUUCGGAUAUACUGUAAUUAUUUUCUGGAUAAAAAUUAAUUUGGUGUCCAAAAAGUCUUUUUUUCAAACUUGACUCUUGAAAAACAGUCUUAUAAUCUGGGCCGUCUUAUAUUCGGGCCAAUACGGUACUCAAAAUCAACUAGAAGUCACUUGUAGGUUCGCGCAAAACAUGCUCAAAUUUCAGUGCCAUUGACGGCAAUGGACGUCCAAUCCACUAGACACAAUUCUAAUGGAAGAUUUUGCUACCAACCUGUUGGUUCCUUUCUUUUUAAACAGUGACACCUUCUUAAAACGACAUAUCGAUUCUUGGCGGGAGCAUAUCGAUAACCUUUUGGCCUGCAAACUAUCGCAAUACAUCACUUUUUUGAUAUAUUGUCACACCGCUAUUAGAGAGAGCAACACAAAGCAUGGAUGGCUAUUACCUCCACCAAAAGAGGAGGAGGAAUUUCCAGCGUUUCCAUUGGUGACUUGUUUUCAUUCCCCCCACCCAAGCUUCCUCUUAUUGGCCCAGCAUGCAUUGGGAGUCGCUAGGAAACGCAUUCUUGCCGCGAGAGGAGAGAAGAGGAGGCUUGCCUGCUCCUGUCUUUUUGUGUGUGUGCGCGUUGUUUGUUUUUUGGGCAAAGCAGGAGUGGACAGGAAGCGGGCCUGACAAGUGAGGAAUUUCACGGAAACCAAAGUGCAUGCUGACGACGACAAGAUGUCAGUGGAGUCCGGACCUCUGGAAUCAGCCAUUUGCCUUCUUUGUAAGGACGGCUGCUCUGGUUUGCAGCCGCAUUCUUGGAGAAAAGCAUGCGUGGCGUGUGGCUGCGGCAUCGCCGACCACGCUCACGGCGACCACGGUGACGACGACCGGCGAAUGGGCCGCUUGCUGGCCGACACGCCCUCUGCCCACCUAACGGCCAAGGUGAAAGGGGGCGGCGGCCUCCGUCUCUACAAGAGGAACCGCAUGAUCGUGACCUAUCCCGUGGUGUCGCGCAAGGACCCCACCUUCAGCACCGUCACCUACGAUUGGGCGCCGGCCGGACUCAACCAGAAACUGGCCAAGCAAUACAUGGAGCUGAUCCCCGAGAUCCAGCGACCCGUUUCCGGCACCGGCGGGGCGGCUCUGCGGCGCAGGCGUCUCCUCGUUCAACUCCCCGUCUACGACCGAGACCCUUUGGCGUGCCGGAGCCUGGCCGGCGAAGACGAAAUUUCCGCCAUGCUGCUCUUUGUCAAGCACUACAAAACAGAGGCGCUGGGCGUGGGCGAGGUGGCGCUGCCCGCCGACGGCCGAGCCCUGGCCGACGGCGAGGGGGGCAUCGUAGAUGGCGAGGAGAACAACCCUCAAUAUCGGUGCUCUGGUUGCGGCGGCGAGGCGUCGGCAGAGGACCCGGCGGUUUUCGCCCAGCGCGCCGGUUACGCCGACGCCAUGUGGCAUCCGGCCUGUUUCGUUUGCGCCGACUGCGGCCAGGGAUUGGUGGACCUGGUCUACUUCUGGACCGAUGGGAAGCUGCUGUGCGGACGCCAUUACUGCCAGAGCGUCUGGCCGCGCUGUUGCGGUUGCGACGAGCUGAUCUUCAGUGACUCUUUCCACACGCAAGAUGGCCACGCGUGGCAUCAUCAACACUACUGCUGCUGGAAGUGCGGGCAAAGCUUGGACACGCCUUGCCACCAUUGACACGCGUGUGCUCGACUCGCUGAUUUUCAUGACUCGGGUUUGUUUUGGAUUUGCUUUAAAUUUGAUUUACUAGCGAGCGAGUCGUCGCUUGUUUACAAGAGCGCUUAACUCGACUUUUAUUUUGAAGGCCCGAAACACGUCGGCUUGAUUUAUCGGCUCGUAAAUCGGCGGCGGCCAGAUGUUGAAAUGAGCUCAUAUUUCACAUUAAAACUCCAAAACUGGAAAUGCUCUGACUCGAACUCCCAACUGUAUUUUAACUCAGUGGCAGCCAUUGACGGUGCUAGAUGCCCAAUUUUUUUAGAAGCGGGAGGGCUGGCAGUAAAAGAACAAAUGUGAGACCUUCCAGUUCAAAUGGAUUGGACGUCUACUGGUGACAAACUCACUUAAGUUCAUGACAGAAGCAUGAAAAGACCUUUCAUUGCCCCUAUCAAUGUGGCCUCAUGGUAGCCAUGUUGGUAGGGGCAACAUUCCCUCCCAAUUCAAAUUGAUUGGACGUCUGCUAGUGACACAGUCACUUAACUUCAUGGGAGAAGCAUGAAAAGAGCUUUCAUUGCCCCUACCAAAUUGCCUCAGGGCGGCCAUGUUGGUAGGGGCAACAUUCCCGUUCUAUUGAAAUGAAUUGUACGUCUACUACUGACUAACUUAAAUUCAUGGUAGAAGCAUGAGAAUACCUUUCAUUGCUCCUACCAAAAUGGCCUUAUGGCGGCCAUGUUGGUAGGGGCGACAUUCCCUUCCCUUCCAAUUCAAAUGGAUUGGACGUCUACUGGUGGCAAAUUCACUUCAAUUAAUGGCAGAAGCAUGAAAAGAGCUUUCAUUGCCCCUCCCAAAGUGGCCUCAUGGCGGCCAUGUUGGUCGGGACAACAUUCUCUUCCCUUCCAAUUCAAAUGGAUUGGACGUCUACUAGGUAAAAAUUGACUUUAAUUCAUGGCAGAAGCAUUAAAAGAGCUUUCAUUGCCCCUACCGAAAUGGCCUCAGGGCGGCCAUGUUGGUAGGGGUAACAUUCCCUUCCCUUCCAAUUCAAAUGGAUUGGACGUCUAUUAGAGACAAACUGACUUCAAUUCAUGCCAGAAGCAUGACAAGACCUUUCAUUGCCCCUACCAAAAUGGCCUCAUGGCGGCCAUGUUGGUCGGAACAACAUUCCCUUCCCUUCCAGUUCAAAUGGAUUGGACGUCUACUAGGGACAAACUGACUUUAAUUCAUGGCAGAAGCAUUAAAAGAGCUUUCAUUGCCCCUACCGAAAUGGCCUCAGGGCGGCCAUGUUGGUAGGGGCCACCUUCUCUUCCCUUCCAAUUCAAAUGGAUUGGACAUCUAUUCAUGACAAACUCACUUCAAUUCAUGGCAGAAGCACUGAAAAGAGCUUUCAUUGCCCAUUUCAAAAUGGCCUAAUGGUGGCCAUGUUGGUUGGGGCAACAUUGGCUUGCCUUCCAAUUCAAAUGGAUUGUACGCCUAUCAAAGAAAAACUCACUUCAAUUCAUGGCAGAAGCAUGAAAAGACUUCUGAUUGCCCCGACCGAAAUGGCCUCAGGGCGGCCAUGUUGGUAUGGGCAAAAUUCCCUUCCCUUCCAAUUCAAAUGGAUUGGACGUCUACUAGAGACAAACUGACUUCAAUUCAUGGCAGAAGCAUGAAAAGACCUUUCAUUGCCCCAAACAAAAUGGCCUUAUGGUGGCCAUGAUGGUAGGGGCGACAUUCCCUUCCAAUUCAAAUGGCUUGGACGUCUACUAGCAACAAACUCACCUCAAUUCAUGGAAAAAGCAUGAAAAGAUCUUUCAUAGCCCCAUCCAAAAUGGCCUCAGGGCGGCCAUGCUGGUAGGGGCAACAUUCCCUUCCCUUUCAAUUCAAAUGGAUUGGACGUCUACUAGUGACAAACUGACUUAAGUUCAUGGCAAAAUCAUUAAAAAAGCUUUCAUUCCCCCUACCAACAUUACCAGCUUAUUUAUCUACCGAUUAUUUUAUCAAUGUUAAGUUAUCUGGUGGCUCAUUGGCUGCCAUUGACAGCGAUAGACGUCCAAUCCGUUGGGCAGCGAAUGAAGAAACGUCUCAUUUAAGUUAAAAGAAUUAUUUACAAAUGAUCAUGAACAAACGACAAGUAAGUCCUUAAUUAAAUCGGAAGUCAUAUAUUUUUGUGAGAAUCCAUAUUUUUAUUGUUCGUCGCAUUUUGUGUUUUUUUUUUGUGCCCAAUAAAUGUAC
This is a messenger RNA of Corythoichthys intestinalis (scribbled pipefish), 4213 nucleotides long. It is a transcript of the gene lmcd1, whose product is annotated as LIM and cysteine-rich domains 1. Lineage: Eukaryota; Metazoa; Chordata; Actinopteri; Syngnathiformes; Syngnathidae. Gene Ontology annotation, molecular function: zinc ion binding. The transcript has 6 exons. The coding region runs from base 1067 to 2026 and encodes 319 amino acids. The record is from RefSeq and is a predicted model, not a curated record.